AUGCAAUACUGUGGUUUGAUCAACCUAUUGUUGUUUCUCAUAAUCAUGCCAAGUUCUUUAUCUCAGUCGCAUUACUCGCUACUUCCGUUAGGAGAAGGAAUACCUGAGGAUUUCACCGUCUCAACUCCUUUUCCGGAAAGCCCUCAAGGAAUUUUCCAUCACAGUGAAAACGAUAACACAUUCGCAUCCAAGUUCAAAAUCCCUGAUUUUGAAAGGCUGGACCCAAUACGAAUGGCCAGUGAACUGAUGAGCGCGGCUGCGGCUGCAGAGAACAGACGCAAAACACUGUCAGGGAUCAACUUACCUCUCCCGUUUGCUGGAAAACCCCUCAGAUUUGAGAUGACAGGAGAAUCUAACAGUGGAUUGUCCCUCAGGGAUCAAAAGGAAAGCAACUCCGAAACGAACAAUGAUUUGAGUUCAGAAGCUAGGGAAGCCUUUGUCAAGGCUAAGCGAAUUUGCCUUCACUCCUCCGAGGCUUCAUGUGAUGAGGCACUAGAUACCUACCACCGUCUCAAAUUCGGUUCCUCCCUGAUGGAACCUUCAUCUCACUAUUCCAUUAAUGAGGACCCGACAACAUCAUUUGCCAAAAUGUUUGUACCAGCACUUGAGGAAAAAUUAGAGGAAUUGGAAAAGAACGUCCGCACUGAUGUUUCUUCGGAGAGCAUCCGGAGUGUGAAUGAAAGAGAUGGUGAUGGCAAUGAUCAAUACGACGAACGAAAUUAUCUUGAGGAAGAUCCACCUCAUCAGAUUCGUCAUCCUUUCUCGAAUGUUCCGUAUCCUUUUACUGGUCAUAGGACAAACGCAAGAAGAAUGCAGGAUUUCGUCAAAAGAAUAAGUUAA
This is a messenger RNA of Necator americanus (New World hookworm), 840 nucleotides long. RefSeq lists its product as uncharacterized. The transcript has 7 exons. The record is from RefSeq and is a predicted model, not a curated record. The coding region runs from base 1 to 840 and encodes 279 amino acids. NCBI's taxonomy places the organism in Eukaryota, Metazoa, Nematoda, Chromadorea, Rhabditida, Ancylostomatidae.